Molecule: messenger RNA, 915 nt
Organism: Prorocentrum cordatum
Lineage: Eukaryota; Dinophyceae; Prorocentrales; Prorocentraceae
Source: the annotation of a GenBank genome assembly
GAGAUGUUCUCCGGGAAGGCGCCCUCGCAGAGCGACGACGUCUGGUCGUUGGGCGUCAUAUUCCACAUCCUCCUCACAGGCCGCUUCCCCUUCUCCACCAACGUAGACAGCGAGUUCAGGGAGCUGUGCGCCAGAGGUGGGCUGGAGCGCGACGUGCAGGAGUGCCUGCGCCAGCUCGCGCGGUCGUGCUCGCCCGCCGCCGCGGACCUCGCCGCCCGGCUGCUGGCCUUCGACCCCGCGAGGCGCGCCACCGUGGAGGCGGCCCUGCAGCACCCCUUCCUCGCUGGCUGCCGCGGUGGCGCGCAGGACACGCAGCAGGCCGACGACGCGACCCUGAGCGCCGAGGAGGUGCUGCGGUGCUGCGAGCGCUUCGUCGGGGCGGGCAGCCUGUGGCGGGUGGCGGCCUCGGCUCUGGCGCAGCUUGCCGACGAGGGGUGCGAGGCCAAGGAGCGGGCUCGUGCCACGUUCCUCGCGCUGGACUCCGAGGGCGCCGGUCAGGUGGCGGUCGAGGACCUGCGGGGGCUCCUGCGCCGGCAAGGUCUCACUGUUCCGGAGCCUUCGUGGUUCUCCGCCCUUGCCGUCCACAGCACUGCGGAGGCUGGCCAGGACGCGCCGAGGGGCAUCGCCUACACGACGUUCGUGGCGGCAGCGCUGAGCGGCACCAGGCUGUUCGGCGACGAGGGGCUCUGCGGGGCCGUGUUCGACCUGCUGGACGCGGACCGCGACGGGCUCAUCACCGCCGAGGACCUGCAGGUCCGGCUGGGCCUCAGCGCGGAGGACUGCGGCCCUGUUCUCGCGGAGGCCAUGGGCGAGAUCGGGGCGUGGAGCCUCGAGGAGGCCACUGGCAUCGGCUUCACGGCCUUCCUGCAGCUGCUGCAGCGGCCCGGGGAGGCCCACGGCCCGGCGAAAGAGUGA